Messenger RNA from Mastomys coucha (southern multimammate mouse), 1014 nucleotides. RefSeq lists its product as uncharacterized. The record is from RefSeq and is a predicted model, not a curated record. Bases 140 to 892 code for a protein of 250 amino acids. Lineage: Eukaryota; Metazoa; Chordata; Mammalia; Rodentia; Muridae. The transcript has 3 exons.
AAUCACUCUCUAACACUGGGUAAUCACUAACAUUUACACUUCAAGGAAGAUAUAGAGGUGAUUCAGCUCUUGUGUGACUCCAUUUCUGUUCAACAUUUUCUGUUGGUUGGAAGAUAUUUAUGAUAGCAGCAUCUUUCAAAUGGAUCACCUUACUCUUGAUACACGAAGAUUCCUUUGUAUCCCUGCCUUGACUUUAUACUUGUUCAACAUCAUCUUAAAAUUUAACAGUUGGAAGGAGUUCAUCUACAAGCUGAGUGGCCUCCUUAUCAGCUUAUCAGUUUUUGUGUUUGAAAUACUCAUUGCAAGCAGCUUGUGCUGGCGACUGUGGGAAUUUGACAAUAAUGUGGUGCAGUUUGUGUCCUUUGGAUUGUGGGAAGUAUAUUAUUCUCAACAUGUUAACAUCUCUGGGACACUAACCACGAUCCUGGUGCAUACCCCAAUUGAUUCAACUUGGAACAUUUCAACUGAAUUUUUGUAUGCACAGAACCUGAUGGUAUGGGCCAUUUUGAUGAUGCCCCUGGUUCUGGUUUUCAGUGCAAUGGCCAUUAAGAUCAGUUGCAAGAAACACCCAUUUGUGGAGAUGCAGAUAUAUUGCUACAAGAUCUCUUCCUUAAUUUUGUCUGUUAGCAGUGUAUUCACAUUUGUUUCUGUGACCUGGAACCACUAUGUAGAUCUGUAUGGCCAAACCACUCUUGAUUUUCCACCUGAUUUUCCUGUUAAGAAAGAAGCCUUACAAAGUAAACAUUUAACGGCUGUGUUGCCAUUAGGUCUCCUGCUAUCCAUCAUGUCACUUUUUGGUGUGAUGAUGUUUGUCUCUGAGAUAUCGUAUUUGAAACUACAAAGUUCUGUGAAGGCCAAUUGUGCUUCCAAAACAGCACUAAUCAAGAUCUAAAGUGAGGAACUCUGCAUUUGUAGCAUCUGUGAGAAUGUUCCUUGAGAUAUUUCCUAUUCCUCCAGGAAACUCAUGUAGCCCUCAACUCAUUCUAAAUAAAUGUGUUCUAAAUCAAGCAUCAA